Messenger RNA from Mobula hypostoma (lesser devil ray), 1529 nucleotides. It is a transcript of the gene iqcc, whose product is annotated as IQ motif containing C. Bases 29 to 805 code for a protein of 258 amino acids. The record is from RefSeq and is a predicted model, not a curated record. Gene Ontology annotation, molecular function: protein binding. Lineage: Eukaryota; Metazoa; Chordata; Chondrichthyes; Myliobatiformes; Myliobatidae. The transcript has 5 exons.
CCCGCCCACCCCCUGAUUGGCAGAGCCCAUGUCAAUCAUCUCAGCAACUCGACAGCGGUUGGGCCACUCGACCAUGCGUCACUUCCUCACAUCUUUUAAAAUGGCGGCGGCAGAGCUGCGUGGAGUUUGUACUAUACAGGCUCACGUUAGAGGCUAUUUGGUAAGAAAAAAGUUCCGAAGCCUCCGCCACGACUAUGAAUGUAUUGUGAGAGAAAUCGAAGGGGUUACAGACAUGUUGGAAUGGGAUGGGAAAGAGUUGCCUCGACCCAGAUUUCAGAAUCAGGUUUCAGGAACAGAAGGUGUCCACAAUAUACCUCAAAGAGAAACAUCUGAAGCACUUUGCCCCGAAGCUGAAAAAAGCACUGACCGUCCACUACUUGAGAAUGAUGAGCCAGUAAAGGAUUCCUGUGAAAGCACAAACCCCUCCAGCAGGCAAAGUACUCCCAAGCACCUGGACGUUCCUAACACACCAAACAUAGAUACCAGGUCACAUGAACACGUACCACAGAUCGAAAGUACGGUUCCAUUUUCAGAGACAGAGGAAAUAUUCUGUGCAAGUGGGGAUGAAAGGAAGGACUGUGAUAAUUCCUCCACUGUAAUGUCAGCAUGCAAUCGUGCAGUACUGGAGAAUAUAUCCAAAGGCAACUUCACAGGACCUCUUUGUAAAUUGCAAAGGAAAGAGAUGCCUAUGUCAUUCCAAGAACUUCAGAACUACAGAAGUAGCCUUGCGAUGGAACUCUUGUGGCUACAACAAGCCAUUGUGAGCCGUAAAAAUCGGGUCACCAUGUCAGAUCUGAGGUCGUAGGCAGAAGAGAACGGAGUUCCAGCCGGGCGACGCUGGAGAGCAGUGCGCGACUGCUGGCAGGCGGGCGAGAAGGUGGACCGACCCAGCGCACGCCAGCUCCCCCGCCGCUGGUAGGUGAGAUGGGCGGGUGCCGGACGGCCGCGUCUCACGCAAAUGAUAUUAAAUGCAGGAAAACAAGCAGGAAUCGCAUCGCCUGUCUGUGCUUACAAGAGCACGCCAACACUUGAACAGAUCUAGCGCAACCAGAACAGUGCGCAGCAGAUUGGUACGGUGGCCCGCGAAAUUUGAAAUCAGUGCCGGAUUAUCGGAGGAACCGGAUUACAGGUAGUCGGAUUAGUGAAGGUCGACUGUAAUACUGGGUUACCAACAAACACAAUAACCUAAACAAAAUGAAUCUUUACUACAGCCAGAGGUCCAGAGUGUAUGCUCAUGCCCCAAGUAACCUUCUCAGUCAGCACCUUCACCAAAGGUCUUACCAGUACCUUUUUAAGGGUAGUUACAGAUGGACAAAUAAACGCUGACUUUACCACUGAUGACCACACACCAGAAAAGUUGUUUUUCAGAAGUCCACAAACCUUCGUUGAUCAUCUGGGUUAAUAUCUCCUUGGGAACUAGUAGAAGAUUUGUUUAAUUACCCUGCUUUGGGAUUUUUUUUCUCAUUAAAGGUGCUGUUUAAAUGAAUAUAGUUUUCUUUUGAAUUAAUUCACUAAUGGUCUUUUUUUAC